Dentiscutata erythropus is the source of this 813-nucleotide messenger RNA. The record is from the annotation of a GenBank genome assembly. Lineage: Eukaryota; Fungi; Glomeromycota; Glomeromycetes; Diversisporales; Gigasporaceae.
AUGAGUAUGUCUGAUCUCAGUAAAUAUACUUCAGAAUUUCUUGAAAACCUUAUCGAUGAUAGAAAGCGGAAUCAAGGUCGACGACGUCUUCGAAAUGGUUUUAAAUUUAGCACUAUAGCUUCACCUCCUAAAGAUUUAGAAGAAGAGAUUAUCAGAGAGAUAACUAAACGAAUCUUACAGAAUAGAUAUGGAUUUAGUAGAAAACAAGUGGAUGAUUUAUUCUUUACCCAGAAAAAUGGAAGUACAUUCGAAGAGCCAUUGCCCUGCAAUAAAGACGUAAAUAUUGCAAUUUCUAACAAACCCUCGAAAGGAAUGGAGGAAGAAACUAUCGGAGAUAUGGCACAUCGGCUUUUAUGGGAUAAGCUUAGCAUUAGAGAUGUAAGAGCUGAAGCUUAUGCCUUAGCCCUAUCAGCAAAAAAUGCUAAUGCUGGCUCAUCACAUCUCACUCGUCUUCGUAGAGAAUUAAGAAACCUUAAUGCAUCACUUGAGAUAAUUGAGUGUCAAUCAAAAAAAGCUGAAGCUAAACGUAUCGAUUAUCUAGAUGAAUUUAUAUUAGAAUCAGUCAAAGAAAGAUUAGAUGCAUAUAAUAUUAAAACUUUACCUGAUUAUCAGGCUCUUGCUAAUGUUAUAGUGAUGCUUUGUAUUCAUCCUGCUGAACUUAAAACUUUAUGCAUUAUAGAUACUGGAGUGCCGGGUUAUAUGAAGAACCGAGGUCAGCCAAAUAUUCCUAGAAAAUUUAGAUCUAUGGAAAAGAAUCAAGAACGAGCCAAAGAACUACUCACUUGGAUUCAGCAUAAUAUAUCAUCUGGAUGA